This is a messenger RNA of Pleuronectes platessa (European plaice), 2371 nucleotides long. RefSeq names its product protein limb expression 1. The coding region runs from base 1 to 1077 and encodes 358 amino acids. The transcript is spliced from 6 exons. Gene Ontology annotation, cellular component: cytoplasm. The record is from RefSeq and is a predicted model, not a curated record. Gene Ontology annotation, biological process: autophagosome maturation. Lineage: Eukaryota; Metazoa; Chordata; Actinopteri; Pleuronectiformes; Pleuronectidae.
AUGAAUAAAGUGAGAAUGGAGGAGAGCAUCAUGUCAUACCUGUCGCAGAGUGAGACUGGCACCGGCCCCAAAGACCUGAACGUGGUGGCCAUGCUCCAUCACUUCUGGGAGGAGAAGCAGACGAGUCAGUUGAGUGGUUCUCUCGGUGAACCAGGAGGUUCCAGUGGGGACACAGCCGUCCAGACAGAGAGCUUCCUGUUGUAUGAAUCUGCACCGUCCCCCGGUCCACCGUUCAUCUGCUACGUCACCCUUCCUGGAGGAAGCUGCUUUGGAAACUAUAAGGUGUGUGACACUCAGGCAGAAGCUCGGAGGGACGCAGCUCGCGUGGCCCUGAUGAACUCCCUCGUGAACGAGCUGCCGUGUCGACGCAUCAACUCUCAGUUCAUCACUCAGAGCCUGCAGCAGGCGGCCACACACAGUGCUGUCUCGACUGAAGAUGCGUGUGAUUCCAGCACCAGUAUAGGAACCUACAGUUCGCUCCUCCACUCCUACGUAGGAAGGACGAUGCUGGAGUUCCAGGAGAUGAUGACAGUGUUCCAGCUGUUGCACUGGAACGGGACACUGAAAGCACUGCGGGAAAGGCAUUGUUCUCGACAGAGUGUGAUCUCCUACUACUCUCAGCGAGGUCUUGAUGAGUACAUGCGCAGCAACAUGGCUCUGGAUUGGCUCGAGCGGGAGCAGCAGUCAGCGGGGCAGCUCGGGGAGGAGCUGCAGGUGGCGCAGAGGGAGCUGGUGCUUGCCCGGCGUCGAGGCAUAGAGCUGCGCUUCCACAAGGAGAAGACGGAGAUCCUCAGCUUGGCUCUGAGUCAAGCUUACAUCCACCACACACCCGAGGCCUCGAGCCCGACGCAUAGUCACACCUACGAGGAACUUCCUUUACAUGCAUUGUACAGCCAGGAAACAGAUGUCCAAAUCACACCACCCUGCAGUCCAUCACCAACCCUUCAUAGAAACACAAAGCAAACACUCUGGCACACCCCUGGAAAACAUGUGGCCUCCAGCAGUCCUUCACCAUGCUCACUGCAGACUUAUGGGACUUUAAAUAGACAGAAGAAGAAGGGUAAGGAUGGGCGAUAAAAACUUUCCUGUGACUCUGAAUGAGUUUAACGUCUGCCACUCGAAAUGUGAGCGAACAGAAAAUAUCCGGCAUGGUCAUGGUCUUCAGGUAUAUUCAUCAAGCGCUACAAAUACUUUGUGAAUUUGUGUAUUAAUAAUGCUCUAAGGAAAUAACUCUUUUAUUAAUAUACAGUAGGACUAAGAGUUAGUGAUGCCUGUGUUGCAACUUUAACCACAAGAAAUGCAGCAAAUGGUUUCAAUCAAGUCGUAUUAAUGUAGUUAAAGUGUAUUGUACAAUAUCAAUAAUCACGAUAUUAUUUUCAUCAAUAGCAAUAUAACAAAAGUCAAAUAUAUAAAUCGAUAUAAUGUCUGCACAGGCACAGUGAGGAGGUAUAACACAUAAUUAAUCUACUUCAAAUUGUGUUUGUCAUUCUGUGCCCAUAGAAAAGAGUUUAAAUCCACAGCCUUCACUCAGGAGCAAAAUCAAACUUUAAACCUUAGACUGUUAAUAACAAUGGACUCCAGGUUUUCUAUAGAAGUCUCUAAACUUACUCUACUUCUCACUUGAUUUAAUAAGUCAGUAACCAUUUUUCUCAGGAGUUUGUGGUUUCAAUCGGUUUCAAGUCUUUUCCUAUAAAGCUAGAUGUUAAGUUAGUAAAUAAAGGUUCAAUUUAGAGUAAAGCAAAUGAUGAAGCAUGGUGGUAUAUGUUGGCGUGCAGUAUCCUGACGAUCUCAGACAGGCUUCAACCUGUUCCAACUAUGGUUAUAUAUGGUUACCAUGAUGGCGCUGACCAAAAUGCAAACUGGCCUCAAAACGCAGUUCACAUGUGAUGCAGUUGCCACUUGCAUUGAACUCAAUGGAAAUUAUAACGUGACUUUUAUUGUGAUAAUUGUUGAUUUUGACUGUUUUGAAAAUGUCUAUCGUGAUAUGAUUUCUGGUCAAAUCGCUCAGACUUAACACUGACCAUUUAUAUGUUUUUGUAUAAAGUGCAACUCUGUAAUAUAUAUUAUAUUAUGAUCAUAUUAUGAUAUUACUAUGUCACCUAUAACUUAAAAUACAGGAAUUUUAGAGUUUUUUAAACUAUUCAGUAAACUGUUAGACUAACAACAACUCUUCUGCCUGCCUCACUCUCAUGUCACCAGAUGUAUUCAUGCUUACUGGAUACUGACACCUGAAGUGAUUGCAUUUUUAAAGGGAGGCUUUAGCUUGUGUCUUAACAGACUACAUGUUGGAGAAAUAAUUUAUACCGAGUUUAGAUUAUUAUACUUGUCUUGCCUGGUUGACAUAGUUUUUGAUAAGGAACCAUCUAUGGAG